Messenger RNA from Prorocentrum cordatum, 4485 nucleotides. NCBI's taxonomy places the organism in Eukaryota, Dinophyceae, Prorocentrales, Prorocentraceae. The record is from the annotation of a GenBank genome assembly.
GGCGGCGGAAGCGAAACGAGCCGCCUCCGCCGGCGGAAGCCGGAGGAAGGGCGGCGGAAGCCUCGACGGCUCAAGACGGUUACGUCGCAGCGACGGUCGUGCCAGGUCGCAAGUCCUGGCCAGUGCUUGCCCCCAGUCGGCCGCGCCAUGUCGGCUGCAGGACGCCGUGGUGGGGGAGUGCCUUGCUGAUCACUGCGAGGUGAGCGUUCGCGGGGUGCCCGACCCGCGAGGACGGCAACACUGCUCUGGGACUGAGGUGGUUGCUGGAAAGAGGGCGUACGGGCGAUGCGUGGCAAGCGUGCCCUGAGACGUGCAGCGAGGCUCGCGCUGUUGGUGGGAGCGGCAUGGUAUCGUGGACAAAAGAUCACGCGGGCCACAGCCGCACAGUUAGUCACUCCAGAGAUUCUGCACGAGGCGGCCCAACGGCCACAUCGAGCUGAUGAUAGCACGCUGGAAAAAGUGAGGAGGGAGAGUGACCAGCUGGAGCAGAGGGCCGCGUGGAAGCAAAGAACGCUGAAGGUGUGGAGUUUCAACGUGGAGUCGCUGCGCAGGGUGGGUCGUUUGGACGAAUUAUUAGAAUUGGCAAGGAAGGAGGAAGUGGUCAUCUUCACCAUGCAGGGCACGCGGAUGGACCUGGGCAAGACAUGGCAGUCGGGAGCAUUGGAGGUGCACUCGCUGGCGAGAUCGGGACGCGGCCAGCGUGAUGGGUGCCUCACGGCCAUCAAUAUGAAGUUAUUCCAGAAGGGUGAGGUCAGGUGUGAGCACGCUUGGAUGGAGGGAAAACUGCAGGGAGCUCGGCUCAGGAACCCGCGCAACAAGAGGCUCGGGCGGGACAUCUAUGUGCUGAAUGGCUACUCGCCCACGAAUGAGGCGGGCCAUGUGCCCAAAGGAGUUGAAGCAAUGGAGUAUCGUGAGAAGCACCUAGAGAAAAGAGAUUUGUUAUGGCAGAUAUGCCGUCGAGCCGUGGGUCAGGUUCCUGCUCGCUCGUCGCUCAGAUUCACACUGGGCGCCAACGCACACGUCCCACCGUUGCUGCCUUGGGUAGGUUUUGCAGGUGCGCGUCGGUCGGGCCCCUCGAUCAAUGGCAACGGCCACGCGAUGAUGGACUUGAUGGAGGACUACGGGCUGAUGGCACUCAACGCGUUCGGCAAGCGAGGACGAUUCAAUGGCACGUGGAGGAGCCCGCAAGGUACAUGGACGACGAUUGACUAUGUGUUGGUGCGCAGGCGGGGCGGAUACGGACACUCAAGCUCCCCUCGUGCUGACCUACCUGUCAACCUGGGCGGCUACAGGGACCACAGGCCGCUGGAGUCUCGAAUCUUCGCGGGUGUGAAGGCAAAGACAGUGAAGGAUGCAGGCAGACACAGAUGGCGUCGAGAGCUCAUGGUCGCGGACGUGCUCAAGGCGCAGCAGGCGGAGGAGGACCCCGACAACCAGGUGCCGCCCCCCAACCGCGUGCUCAACUUUCGGGCGAAGGUUCAGGAAGGGAUCGUGGCGAAAGGGCUUCAGGAGGACUGGUCCGACAUCUGCGGCACUGGCAGGCGAUAUGAGUCCCCCACUGAGUACUUCAAUGAGCUGGAGGGCGUGGUGAUCGAGGCGGCGCUGCAGGACUAUAUUUCACCACCGGUGACGAGACGAGCAGGCGGGCCAGUGUUCAGCGACCAGACGGUUCGACUGAUCAAGGCAAAGCACUACUGGCAGUAUCAGCUUGCAGCUACUACUGACGGUGCUCGGUGGAUGCGGGCCCAGUUCCAGGCGCGCUUCAAUGAGGCGGCGAAGCAGGCGACGGCGGUGAUCAGGAGUGAGAAGCGGCAGCGGACGGCGGCGCUAGCAGACGAGGCGGAGCGAGCGGCAGGUCAGAGGAACUUGCGGAGGCUCCACGCCAUUGUGAAUAAGUUGCCCCCGAAGCCAGCGGCGCCAAUCAUGACAGCGAAGGACCCGAACACUGGGCUACCGUGUUUCGACGCUGAGGACGACCAGAGAGUGCGUAUUCAGAGCACCUGCGACGUGUGUGACGGCACAGCGAUGAGCCUUGAUGAGCGGCCUCUUCAUGCUGGCAGGAAGGAACGCGAUGACGACAGGACCGGCAGCUAUGGCCAUGCGGAGGUGAAGGAGAGCAUCAUGGAAUUGCCGAACAUGAAGGGGGGGACCUAUGCUGCAGUGGCCUACGAGGGGGCGCUGGGCGACGCACCCCAGAGGUUCAAGGAUGGCGAGACUAUGCAGUUGAGGAAACCCAAGGGCGACGGCUGCACGGCAUCGACGGACUACCGCACCAUCAACUUGAUCAACUACGUCGGCAAGGCGCACGCCAGAGAGCUCCAUGAGGGCAUGUGCUACCUGUUCCGUGAUGUUACCACCCAUGUGCCAGUUGCUCGGAUAUGGGUCAAGCAAGGUGUGCGACAGGGCGGGGUUGAGAGUCCAGGCCUAGUUGUGGCGGUCUAUGACGGGAUUGCAUAUCGGAUUAUGGAUCAACUGCAACAGUUGGAGCAUCCAGCCAUCAAGGUGCACUGCGACCCCACGCUCAAGAGGACCAGGUGCAACGACAGCUUGACUGAGGAAGAGUGCGAGGGUGAGACCAAGGCUGGCGGCAUGAGAGUCAACGGGAGGAAGGCCGAGAUACUGCUCACGCCGUCGGGGGUCGGCAGUAAGAGAUGGUUGAGACAUAUUCGAGCGCGUACUACGGGCAUAAAGACGUGGGAAGACGAUGACUACUUCCCGUUGCACCCUCAGCCGACGGUCAAGUACUUCGGGGUGCCACUGGCGGCGACGGGCACCCACCAAGCAGAGGUCGCGAACCGCGUCGAGGCAGCUAACUCUACUAAUGCCCGUCUGAUACGCUGUGCGUUCAAGAGUGGGUUCAGUACAAAGUUGAAGAUCCGAUUGUGGAAGGCACUGGUCCGCUGGGUGCGCUUGCACUGCCUGGAGGUCGCACACCACGCCAAGCGGGAGCUGGACAAGUUGGAGAGCUGGCACGUGAAGAAGCUUCGUGGAUUGUUGAAUUCGCCAGCCCACCUGUACAAGACUACCAACCGUGAGAUCAGGAAGCGGGCCCGUGCGCCGACUGUUACGAGCACACUGUUACUGAGAAGGUUGAGGUGGUGGCGACAAGUGUUGAGGCCUGCCUUCAGGGAGCUAAACGAGGACUUGUACGAUCCGACGCUGGCGGUCAGGGCGGCCAUCUUCGGUCGAUUCUCGUUUGAGUGGAACGGCCAGGGGGGGCAAUCUGGCAUGCUGACUCUGCUGCUGGACGACAUGCGGCAGAUGUGGCAGACCGGGAACGAGCAGGAGAAACUCACUGCCCGUCAGCUCUUUCAGCUUCGCGGCGACAUACCUGAGCUGGCCGAGCCGUGGCUGCGCUGGCUCGCAGACCUUGAGCCGCGCUGCCUUCGCCGCGUGCUGACUUAUGGCGGCGAGACGGACGCUGUAACUGAUGUUGCAGCCAUCCUGUGGCUGGAGCGCGACGUGCGUGGUCAAAAAUGCAAGGGGGGAAAGGGGCUAGCCAACCACAAGCAUGCCGCUCAUAAGGUGCAUGCAAACCCAGCAGCUGAAGCCCUCACGGACACGGUGAGGCUCAAUCCAGACAUGCAGAACUUCCAGCGCCCGCAGCCCCCUCUGUCGAGCUCGCCCCAGCUGCUGCCGGCGAUGUUCCAGCCGAGCAGCGAGGGGCAGGCGAUGGCGGGCAGCUGCGCCAAUUUGAGGACGGCGGUCGAGACAAGGAUCGGGGGCGAGGGCAUGGGCGACCAGCCCGACAUAGUGGGCAUCCUGGGCGCGGCGCUCGGCAGCUUGGCCCAGCAGCGCGAGGACAUGGCGAGGGCGGCACAACGCGACAAUUUCGUGAUCCCACCCAAGCCGUCGCAGAAGAUGGCGAUCAUACUCGACCAGGCACUGGCGCACUGCUCAGAUGAGGGCGCCAAGGCCAUGGUGAGGGUGAAGGAGAUGGAGGUCUUCCUGGGCAACCUGAUCGGCACGCGGCCAGACGCGAAGGCACAUGUCCUGUUCCGCGCGGAGGAGGCCGUGGAGGGCAUGGAGGAGGCGGUGCUGGUGGCCGCCGCACCGGACGAGCUCCUGCGCUACGGGACGAUGGUGCAGGACCAGCGGCUAAAGUUCGUGGCGACGAGGUGCAUCAAGGUGAUGACCAAGAACGAGGGAGUGGCCCUCGUAGAGGGCGAGUGCAAAUGGAUCUUCGCGGUGAACCACUACCUGGAUUUGAAGGGGGCGCUGGAGUAGGCGCUGAAGAUGGUGAUGGCCGCAGCGGGCGUGAGCCCCCACCCAGUACGACAUGGCGACGAGGUCGAAGAUGGCCAAAGGGGUGGAGUCGUCGGCGCUCAAGGGCGGCAAGGGGGCUCAGGACUGAGGACGGCCUCCUCAGCACCGACGUCGUUCCGUGAGGUGCAAGGCUUUGCCGUUGACGCCGAGAACCUUCCCUCUUCCUCCUCCUCUCCGUUCGACCUCCCUCUCCCACCCCCCACCUCACAGACACAGCUC